Molecule: messenger RNA, 1710 nt
Organism: Quercus robur (English oak)
Lineage: Eukaryota; Viridiplantae; Streptophyta; Magnoliopsida; Fagales; Fagaceae
Exons: 8
Coding region: 76-1416 (446 amino acids)
Source: RefSeq, a predicted model, not a curated record
ACGUGUCGUUUUGGUACGUCCGUUCUGUUAUAUGGAAGAGGAUCUCAAAGAAGCCGAACUGAGAGAGAGUCGAAAAUGUCGAACUCAUUCACUGACCUCCAUCACCUUCUCAUUCAGUUAUCGGAGCCAAUAGCGGAAUCUCUCGCCAAAACCAACUACGCUCCACCAGAGGGUUCCCAAAUCUCCGUCAAAGCCCUAAUCGAGCCUCUUCUCCCACACAAAGCCUCACCGCCAAACCCUAACGUCGACGCUUCCAUCAAAGAUUUCGCCCUAGCUUGCGCGUUGCUAUCCUCCUCUCACUCCUCGACUCACGACCUUUUCUCAUGGAUUCCCGAAAACCUCUCUACCUCAGCGAACUCGGCCUUUCGCGAGCUCUCCAAAGCUUAUUGCGUCGCUUUCGGAGAGCGAAACGCGAAGAGGAUUGGAGAGUUGGGAUUGGAUUGUGGUUCGGUGCCCGAAGAGAAGAGGUUGGUGGUGGAAUUGAUGCCUGAGGUGAUGCCAUUGUUGAAGGAGAGGAUUAAGGAGAGCUCGAUCGAUAAGUCUGACGAAGCUGGCGACGAGGUCUCAGCUGCUUCUGCUAGAGUUCCAGUUGGGUUUGCCAUUGUGGCUGCUUAUCAGUUUAGGUGGUUUGCCACUCAGGUUGAUUAUCCUCAUUUGGGAAAAUUGUGCGCUUUGGUGAUUCCUUGUGCGUUGAAUGCUCUUGAUCAUUGGUCGCCGGAUGUGAAAGGGCAGGGCAUGAUUAGCUUUAUACAUCUUGCAAAAAAUGUCAAUGCUGUUGAGCUUGGUUCGUAUGGAGAUGUGAUUCUUGAUGCGUGCUGCCAGAAUAUUGCUUCUAGUGAUGAGAUAUGGCACCAUGUAGUUGAGAUGUCAACACUUCUUGUGACUUGUAUCCAGAGCGGCAAUCCCCGUAGCCCAUGGUUUGAAAGGAUGUUAAAUGAGAUGUUAAGUCACUUGGAGCGGCAACCAAGGGACAAGGAGCGCUGUGUUGCAUGGCUCAAAUAUAUCGAGCCACUUUUGAGUGCUGUUGGUCUUGUGUUAUUAGCACAUUUUAGGCGUAUAUUUCCCCUUAUUCUUAAGUGGAUGCAUGCUGAUGAUGAUGAGACUGUUCUACUGGUUCUGGAACGGAUCCAGACUAUUUUAAAGUUAACGUGGAUAAGGAACACACCAUAUGUUGGAAGGUUGGUUGACGAACUCACGAUUUUGUAUAAAGAGGCUGCAAUGAAAAGGGCUCGUGAAGAAGUUAGAAUGCAUAUUCUUCAGAUACUGAUCUUACUCCAGCAAUGCAAAGGUAUGCAAUUCGAAGCAGCCUGGGGCAAGCACAAGGACGAUCCAAACUUGGCAAAUCUUGAGUCAUCUUUAAGUGGAAGAGGCGCAGCAACGGUAAAAACCAUGCUCUUUAUUACUGCACAUUUGUGACAAUUGCAGUGCAGUUGUCAUCACAGGGUUCAAAGCCAUUGAGAACUUACUGAGCUUGCCAUUCCAUUUCGUGAGUUACUUGAUCCAAAUGUCUGGCUGUCAGUGAUAUUUGGAAAACAAGCUAUUCAAGUUGCACCUAUGCAGCUUUGUGUGUAUGUGUGUGAGUGGGUGGGGAUGUAGUCUUUGAGUUCCAUUUCCUUCCAAUCUUUCUAAUAAUUUUUUCUCAUGCUGCCCCUAUGUCCAAUUUUAAUACCUUAGCUACUAUUUUCUGUCUAAUUAAUCUGUGAAAAUGUG